CCGAUUUUGCUACAAGUUACUUACUAUCAUGGCAUCAUUAGUUGGAGAUGUUAUGCAUUUAAAUAUUGGAGCGACGGAAAAGUGGCCUGAGGAUGUAGCCUUUUUUCAGCCAUAUCAGGUCGAACAAGUUACUCUGCCCGAUUACUCCAAUUGUCUAGCAGUGCGUACAUUUCUGAGCAUGAGUGGCCUGAAGUUUGAUCUUCAACUGAAAACAAAUGCAGAGGAAAUGUCCCCAUCAGGAAGGGUUCCAUUCUUGAAGAUGGGGGCGUUUCUGGUUGCAGAAUUCGACCCAAUUGUGGCAAAUGUAAAUAUGAGAGGGUUGUCAGUAAGUGCGCAUUUGGAUGAGACCGAACGAUCAGAAAUGACAGCAUACAUUACUAUGGUCCAUACAGUACUUUACAACGCAGAACUCUAUUUGUCAUGGAUAGACAAAGAUAUAUUUGCUUCAACCACAAGACCAAGAUAUGGAUCAGUACACCCAUGGCCUUUGAGUUGGAUUUUACCAUGGAAAAGACAAAUGGAGGUGAAAUCAAGAUUGAAUGCAUGUGGUUGGAUUGAUAAGACAAAAGAAAAUGUUCUUGAUGAAAUAAAGUCAUGUCUUCAGGCUCUGUCUGAUCGCCUAGCUAAGAACACUUAUUUCUUUGGUGAAAAGCCCACAGAAUUGGAUGCUUUGGUGUUUGGACAUUUGUAUAAUCUCAUUACUGUUCGGUUGCCAGAUUCAAAACUGACAGGAAUCAUUCAAAAAUACAGGAAUUUAGUAGACUUAUGUACUCGUAUUGAAGGGGAAUUUUACAGAGACAUUCAAGAAAAUUAAUAUCAGUUUGAUAACAUUGUUUUUGUGACAGGUCAAUUUUUGUCAAAUAAAAAUGUAUUAUCUACAUGUAAAUCAUAGAUUUUUACACUAGUCGAAUUAGAUAUAUGAAUGUUGA
Mytilus trossulus (common blue mussel) is the source of this 929-nucleotide messenger RNA. Its product is annotated as metaxin-2-like. Gene Ontology annotation, cellular component: SAM complex; cytoplasm. The coding region runs from base 29 to 814 and encodes 261 amino acids. Gene Ontology annotation, biological process: mitochondrion organization. Lineage: Eukaryota; Metazoa; Mollusca; Bivalvia; Mytilida; Mytilidae. The transcript has a single exon. The record is from RefSeq and is a predicted model, not a curated record.